GGUAUAAAAUACACUAGCUUUCUCCUUUGUACCUACCUAGAUUUUUAUGCGAAUGAUUUGUAAACAUGGUGGCCGAGCAAUGUAAAAACAAAGUGCUCCAUUGAAGUAAAAUCUUUACUACCAUUGAAGUAAUUCUUCGAUAUAAUAAAAGAGCUAAUAACUAUGUCUACGCAUAACUUCUGAGUGAAAUGAAGAAAUUCAUAGUUUUCUAUUUUGGAACAUCUUGACCAACCUUGAAAAAUGGGCACAGAGGUGCCAAAAACCCAAGACUCAAGUGGUGAUUCAGAUUCGAACAGUGAUUCUGAGAAUGGCAGCUCUAGUGAGUCAUCAGGCAGUGAUUGGAAGUGUACCGGGAAUAAACAGAGCAUAUCUCGGAAGCCUCACUUUUCUGUCACCUCCUGUGAUACUGGGCUGAAACUUAAGAUUGCUGCCAUUCAACCAAGGAAAGCAACACCCAAAAAAGCUGUUAAACCAGUUGUCAAGAAACCCAGUGAGCAAAAGAAGACAAAGGAGGUUAUAAAGGAAUUAUCAGACAGUAGUUCAAGUUCCGAGUGUAGCAAGUGCUCUUCGAAUUCAUCUAGUGAGGACGAUCUGCCUCUUAAGACUGUUAAGAAGAAUUUGCCAGCAAAAUCUCAGCAGAAAACAACUGCUAAGAGGAAUACAAUCAAGAGUGAUAGUGAUGAUCAUUGUGAUGCUAAAGACAGUUCUAAGAUUAAGGAGAAGCCGUGCACUUCUAAGAGUAAUGUUAGUGUGAAAAAGACUAAAAGUGUGGAUGGCUGUUAUGAUUCCAAUACAAAGAGAGCACCGGCCCGACAAAAAUCAAAGUUCGCGUCUUCGGCUGCGGAGGGCGGUGCGUGCGGCAGCAGUACAUCUUCUUCCACGUCAUCGUCAUCGUCUUCUUCGUCAUCGUCAUCCUCGUCAGACUCGGACACAGCGGACGCUGCGGGUGUUCACGCCUCGCCAGAUGACUCCAGUGCAGCCCUGGCAGCGGCGUGUCAGUUGCAGGUCAUCGACGAUGCAGACCUCGCUGAACUAUUUCCAGAACAAACUUCGAGCGCGCCGACGCAACAGCCCAAUUUCACGACCUUUUCAGUUCACAAUGCAUCGCCGGAAAACGACGACAAAUCCAUAGCCGACAAUGGCGAUGGUUCAAGUAGUGAGAUGGAACUAACACCACAGCUAGUAACAGCGGCUAUACAGAGAGCGACGGCGGACUCAUCAGGCUCGGAGAAUGAGUGCUCCAAUUCCGAUACAGUGCAUCAAAAUACGUCGCAUUACGCUUCUAGUUUAUUGCAACAGUUUGUAGCACAAACUCAACUACUGAGCAGCACAGCGCCGCUUCCAUCUAUGAACUCUGCUGGAUCUUCGUCGUUGAGCUGUGCACUGUCAACGAACUCAAUAGAUGGGGUCGGAGCCAUCAGCGAUUGUGUCCUAGGACAAAUCAAUAGUCUACCAGAAAUACCCGCGAUCUCGUCCAACUAUUUAAAUAACCAACAUUUGAGUCCGCAACAGACAGAAGAAUUAUCUCAAAUAAAUAAAGAUCUAGAGGAAAUUUCAUCAGUCACGGAGGCUGUCGGUCUAUCGAUAACAAAUCCGCCUAGUUUGGAAGACUGUGUCGAUAACAACGACUUUAUGAACUUGGACAUAGCUUCAGGUGGAUCAGAAAUAGGCAGUGCGAGUGAUCUUCUAAAGAGUUCGCCUAUCACUGUAACUAAUGAAUCCGGAUCAGUUAGUCAAAUAGACGCUCAAAAGCUAGAUACAAUCAGUACAAUUUCUGUAGAAUCUCUGGAUGAUGUUAAGAACAUUAUUGUCGAAUCUAGAAGGAAGAGAGGUCGACCUCGCAAAGUUAGGAAAAUAGACGAAUACGAUAAUAAAUGUGUUGAAUCUCAUAAGAAUACUAAAUCUAGAGUUAAUGUUAUAAAUGACUUCGAUAACAACAAUGAUCCUCCGAACGUUUCGCCCGAUUCUGGAAUUUUAUCAAAUCACAAUUCUCCAACACAUUCACCAUUGAGAAGGCAUAACGAAGAAACCCAAGGUAGGCACAACAGGAAAUCAGUCCAGAAAGAAAACACUAAGGUGGAGAGAAAAAGUGUACGCUCAAAGUCUAAAACCAGAAGUAGGGGACACAGAUCAGAUUCGAGCGAUUGUGAUUUCCAUAAGAAAAGAUUAGAAAAUGACAUCAAACAAAUCAAAACCGAGGCACCUUCACCUAUACCGCUCAAACAAGAGCAAAAUAAAUUAGAUAAAACGAAAAAGAAUGACCAAAAAUUAGACAUAGCGGCAUUAGACAGAAUGCUGUAUGCCACAGAUAGAGUUUUAUAUCCACCCAGAAAGAAGGUCGGUCGUAAACCGCAGAACAAAACAAAAAAUGCUAAAGCUACGCCAAAAACUUUACGAGAUAAAAAUCAAUACGACUCCGCGGACAGCGAUAACGAUUCACUAUCGUGCAACAAAUCCGUUCUGUCCGGUGUUUACGCUAAGAGGAAAGAGGUGAACAGCAAACUAGCUAAUGUGUCCAAGAGCAAUAAAACUAGCAAAACCAACAAUUCAUGGAGAGAUCAUCAGAGUGAGAACGAAGCCGCCGCUGACGAUCCUCUGGACCCGACGUGGAAACAAAUAGAUCUAAACCCGAAAUAUAAAGACAUUUUAUCGGGCUACAAAAGCGAUUAUGAAUUCAAACCCUAUAAAAGUUGCAGUAGGUUAAUAGAGUCGGGUUAUAAAAGCGACUAUGGCUGUAGAUCAGGUUAUAAAACUGAUUGCUAUCGCUCCGGCUACAAGAGCGAUCAUAAGUCAGGUUACAAGAGCGAUAAAUCUGGAUAUAAAACAGAUUACAGCAUAAGAAGUAUGCGGCGGCGAACGAGGAAGUUGAAGAAAACGAGGUCCGUCAGAAAUAGGUCUUAUUACAAAAAUCAAAAGCAUUUCGUAUCGGACCAAGAAAUAGUGCUACUGUCUAAUAAAACAUUCAGUAGCUUAAACUUGGGACACAGUUCCAGUGAUUCGGAAUGCGAACCUUAUUUAAGGAAACCAAAUGCUAGUCCAAAAUACGUAAGCGUCUGUACUAAAUAUCCGCUACCAUCGAAAUAUAACUACGCCUUCUCUAAAUCAAACCAAAAACAUAUAUUGAGACCGAACUCCGCUGACCCGUUUGCCCCCGGUCCGGUAUUCAGCGGAUUGCAAAGGCCGGUUACCACUUAUAAUAUCUUCAAAGUGAGUCAUAAUAAUAACAACACACUACUUAAGUCGCCCGUUAAAAGUGGUAAUUGUGCUAAUAUCUUGCCCUCAUUAAAACCAUCUUUCACUCAUAAAUUCGGCGUCUCUCCAAUUUGUUCCACUCUUAAAUCUAAAAAGGAAGAAAUCUCCAAACAUUUUACUAGAACGCUAUCACCUAAAGGCAGAAAAAUUUCUAAAAAGGAUUCACCGAUACGAAAGAAGGAGACCCUGAAACCGUUACCCAGUAUAUUUGAAAAGGCUAAAAAUAUCUAUGUACCGAAUAAGUCAUUAUCAAGAAAUGUUUUUUUGAAUUUUAAAAGGCCUCAUAUAAAACCGACGUUCCAUACAAAAAAACCAAGAAGAACCGUUGUACUCGCACCUCCAAAAAUUAAUUUGAAGCCUACAGAAAGGCCAUCUCGAAUAACAAUUAAGACUGAAAGUAAACAUCACAGGCACAGAAGUAAACGUAGACAUCGGUCGAGAUCAGUGUCGAGGUGUAGAGAGAGUAGAAACUCGGUGGACUCAGUAGAUCAAAAAUUUACCCAAAACAUGGAUGUGCUGAUCGAGAAUUUUAUGAAACUUUGCCAAAUUGCUCCAAAAUUCGUCGCUAGUGCUCCUCAAAUACAGCAAAGAAAUGUUGAAAAAGAUAAGCCCCAGCCGGAGACUGCGCCGACUAAAGUAAUAAAAAGGGCGUCGAAAAAACGAAAGACCUCGGAUAAUCAGGAAAUAGCAACGCCUACUUCAAAGCGUAGACACAAGAAACAGUUAACGGAAUCACAAAAUAAAGGAGGGAAAGAGACGAAUGAACACAAACUGCCUCUCAAGAAGAGACAUUACCACAUCAAUUCUUCUACGAGCAACUCUUUGAGCCUCAGUUUGGUCACAGCGGAGUUUGAUGAAAACUCGAAGACUGGAAGUGGUUCCGAACAGUUCUUAUGUACUGAAACUGACUGUAUGGGCGAUGUAAAUGAUAAGUUGUCCGACGAAACUUCUAAACAGAAAUCAACAUCUGAAAAGAGUAAAAGGGAUGCUAAGAAUAUCCCCACGGAUUCCAAAUCUCAAAGUCUUGAAUCUCUUCCGAAACCGACUAAAUCUUCCACGGACACGUGCCCUUCUAAAGAAGUCAACAAUAGUUUGACUCCUGUUAAAGACCAAUCGUCCGGAACGGUUAGCGGGGCCGAUGAUGAUUUACCUAUAUCAAAGCCCACUGAUGAACAAUCUGAAUUAUCGAAGAAAAUUUAUGAAACUUCGGAAAAACUGAAAGCUGUUCAUAAAAUGGUUCAUGAUUUAGAGAAGUCUUUACCGAAAUCCAAAGAAUCCGACGGUAAAGCGGAGCUUUUAAAGCCUGAAAACAACAAAACAUUAUCGCCGAGAUCAGACACUAAAGCAUCCCCACUAAGAAAUUCUGCUCCCAUAGUCACACCGAAAAAGCGUCAUAGAUUAGAAGCCGAAAAGGUUUUAUCACACAACAGUUUGGACCAAGUAGUUCAGUCCCUGUCUAAAAAAUUAUCGGAGGAUAAAAUAACGUCACCAGUCUCUAAGGAUAUUAAUCAAAACUCUUCCAACGAUACUACAAAGAAGGGUGAUGUUUUGAAUUCUAAUACGGAAGCAGUUCAAAACGCAAACAACAAUACAUCAGUCGAUCCACUUAAGAGCAUGUCAGCUCGUACUUUAUACAAAAGUGCAAUUCCUCCAGCCCAAAAAUCAGAGAUAAUGACCCGUAAGAAAAACAGACUCGAAGGUCUUACUAGUAAUCUAGUUUCCAAGAUCAAUCCGAGCGCAGCAACGAAAGUGCUGGACACUCUUUUGAAUAAUAACAUACGGAAAUCUAUUGAAUCGAGAAUUCUUGAAAAAGAAAAGAACAGUUCGGAUACUUUACAUAAAUUAUACGAUGAUAAAUAUAAGGGAAAGGAUAUUACCCACAAUACAAGAGCCAGUGUCAUAAAAUCUCCAGUGUCUAAAGGGAAGGUGAUUGAAUCUAAGAAACCUAAAAUCAUAGAACCAAUUGUAGAGAUAAUUCCCGUGGUGAGCGUCGACAAGCCCACAGGAAUCUUUGAACCUUCCAUCGAUUUAGAAGAUCAAAUACCGAAAUCUUCAAUUUGUGUUUCUAAUCUGCUUGCUGAAAGCAACAGAAACAGGAAUAAAUCUAGAGGGAAUGAUCAGAAAAAUUCAAACGGUUUAUUGGCUAUAGACAAUGAGUCUGAAAUCCCUUUGGCUUUAAUUUCCGAAACGUCUGAUGUCAUAAUUAGACCCAAAAGAGGUGAAUCCAUUGCAUCAGUUUUAUCCGAUAAAAUACAGGAAACAAGCAGUGGUCAUAACUUGAGGCAAACUAAACGAAAUUUACCUUCAGACAACGAUGAUACUAAUGAUAAGAAAAAGAAAAAGUCUUCUAACAGUAUAAUACGAGAAAGUAAAUUGGUUUUGCCAACUAAAGUACUAUUGUCCAAAAUGCAAACUGAUAAGUUAAUAGCGAAUGCUGAAUUGAAUAAGAAAUCAGGUUUACCAGCUAAGGCCGUAGAAACAAACGUCACUUCAAAUAUUAAAGCUGCAGAAGUAUCCAAGAAGAGAACAAGACGACGUAAAGCCAUAAAUCGUACCGGUUUUCCAAGUAUUAAAAGAAAGAAGAAGAAGAUAGAACCGAGUCUCUCAGCCAACAUCAUGUCCGACGGUCAUUUCACAUCUGAAGAUACCGAUCAUUCUGUCUUUGAAAGAGUCCCAAAAGACGGUGAAGCGACGAGCACUUUCUUAGAACGCACAAAUAGUAAAAAGCAAGAAUUAAAAGUUGUCUUAAACAAGGAAGAUAUUCCCAAACAAGGUCGUCUCACAGUAGUUGCUCUUGAGAAACUACAAGGAAAGGAAAUCUCAACGGACAACCAGAGUAGAAGUCACAGCAUCGCGAAGAACAUUACUGCCAAGAAGACAGGAUCUUCUAUUCUGAGAGCACCAGCAUUACAUCUAAAACAAAACAAACCUGACAGAGAAAUUAAAAAUCACAUAAACAAAUGGGAGGUGCUCAGUGAAACUGAUAGCAUUCCCUCUCUAACCAGCUCUUUAAGCAACGAUCCCGAGGAUAGUAUCCCAUUGAGCUUAUUAAAUCUCAAGGCUGGGAAGCAAACGAGUCGAUUGGAUAACUUGGAGAGGUUGAAGCGGAAAACACGAGCUAUGUCACCCUCACACGAAAUAGAAGAGAUAUUCUCAAAGAGGAAAAUUGUAGAGAAGAUCCCGAAAGUAGGGCUACGACCAAAAUCAAGCUUGGCCAUACUGUAUCCGAGUGAACGAAGGCAUACGAGAAGCUUCGAUAAUCUGGAAGACGGAAAGAUGAAGACCAAAAGAAUUGAGACUAAGAAAACGACCGCGGAAAUUGUUGACAAAACUUCAAAGCCGAUGAGCAUAGCGACCAGGAGAAAGUCAAGGUCGUGUCAAGUCAACAAGAAAGUCACCGAAAUACAUUCCAGCUCACGAGAGAGUUCGUUAGACACCGUGGUCAGUCGGAGGAUUCAUUCCAAGUCACGGGAACCGUCCUUGGACACACUUCACGACAACGACGAAAACGAACCCCUGCCGCUUCACGAAAAAGAAAUAGAUUUCGAGAAAAGCAUCGACGUACUGUCGAAGACUAUCAUCUGUAAGAAGCGAGUCGCUUCAUCCCGCGACGAAAGUCCAGUCAACGGAGUAGACGUCAGAGACAAACCAGUCGUCUCCAAGAAGAACCCUCGCCUGAGAAAGAAGUUUUUAGUGGCCGGACUGUUCUCCGACUAUUACAAAGACGAUCCAAAACCGGAUGGGAAAGGUAAAAAUCUGGUCACCCAGACGGAGUUUCCGCCGGGUUUGCUCGCGCCGCCGCCCUACUGCGAGCGGUGGGUACGCAAGAGACUUCAGCAUUUCACAUUGCCUUACGACAUAUGGUGGGAACAACACUACAACCAGCCCGUGCCCUCCUGGAACUAUAAGAAGAUACGGACAAACGUGUACUACGACGUGAAGCCAUCAGCGGAGGAGUGUGAGAGCGUGGCGUGUAACUGCGCGCCCUCCUCCGCCUGCAACGAAGACUGCAUCAACAGACUCGUGUACUCCGAGUGCUCGCCGCAACUCUGUCCGUGCGGGGAUAAAUGCGAGAAUCAACGUAUUCAGCGGCACGAGUGGGUCCCGGGGCUAGAGAAGUUCAUGACGGAGAACAAGGGCUGGGGCGUCCGCACCAAGCAGAUGAUCCGUUCCGGGGACUUCAUACUCGAGUACGUGGGGGAGGUCGUCUCCGACAAGGAGUUUAAGGAGCGGAUGGCGACCCGUUACGCUCGCGACACGCACCACUACUGCCUCCACCUGGACGGGGGGCUGGUCAUAGACGGACACCGGGUGGGCGGAGACGGCCGGUUCGUCAACCACUCCUGCAGACCCAACUGCGAGAUGCAGAAGUGGACCGCCAACGGUACAUUCAGGAUGGCGUUGUUCGCGUUGAGAGACAUCGAGCCGGAUGAAGAGCUCACUUACGACUACAACUUCUCACUGUUCAAUCCAGCCGUCGGUCAGCCAUGCAAAUGCGAUUCUGAAGACUGCAGGGGCGUGAUAGGUGGAAAGUCCCAGCGCAUCACAAAGCAGCCGGUCAAGUCACAGAACAGGACGGCGUCGAACGCCUCCAACCAGUCCGGCGGCUCGGGCAACCAGCCCCGGGUCGGCCGGCCGAGGAAGGCGGCCAAGUGUAACAAGAAGCCGGAACAACAGAACGUGUGCGCCGGGGACGUCAAGAACAUGACCAUACUCAAAUACCAACAACACCUGAACAAGCUGUGGCAGGAGCCCGCACCCAGACCACUCACCGCCAAGGAGAGGACGCUCGUCAAGGAGCGGCACUGCUUCCUGUUCAGGAACCUGGAAAAUGUGCGUCGCAUCCGCGAGCGUCUGACCCUCCCCCUACCUCCAUCCCCUCCGCCAGCUGGCCCUGCACCUGCUGCCCCGCCUCCUCCACCGCCUCCCCCCACUCCUCCCGCAGCCCCCGCCGUUGUAAACGUGAAUCCCCUGGAGCUCCCCGACACUAUGAACCCAGCCGUGUUCCUUAAAAGACUCCAAACACUCAGAGCCAGUAAAGAGGAAACUAUGAAGGAACUGACUCGCUUGGAAGACGACCCUUCCUUGGAUGUCAAGACACGCUUGACCAGGGUCUUCAGAGCUUUAUAUAACACUGUGGUCAAUGUUAAAGACGAGGAAGGUAAACAUGUCAGCGCUUUGCUGAUGAAGUUGAAGGCGGGUCAAGUGAAGUCGGAUGCACAGACUGUAGUAGACCUCAGCACCAUACAGGCUCAUAUAGAGGGGGGGAACUACGAAACCAUCGCUCAGUUCGACGGCGACAUGAACACCCUGUUCACCAGCAUCGUACGAGAACAAGGCAAGACGACGGCUCUCGGCGCCGCGGCCACCCAACUUAAAAAGGUUUACAACUCGACGAAAUCGGAUUUCGCCGAACAUUUGAUUAAGAUAAUCGGUCCACAGGAAUCUCUGCCUAAUGGAUUCAUACAGAAAACUAAACCUGAGGAGGUGAUCCUGUGUAUCUGCGGGCUUCACGUGGAGGAGGGUCUCAUGGUGCAGUGCGGCCUGUGCGGCGUCUGGCAACACGCGCGCUGCAUGCGCCUGGCCGACACGCGCCUCACGCAUCACUGUCACUACUGCAACCCCGCACCGGUCGAUCGCGAAAUACCUCUGGAUGAAUACACUGAGGAGGGUCACCAGUUCUAUCUGUCGCUGAUGCGAGGCGACUUACAAGUACGGCAAGGGGACACGGUGUACGUGCUCAGAGAUAUACCCAUAGACGAGAGAAGACCUGACGUCACUCACAGGACCGGCGACACCAGCGACUCGCCCAAGACGAAGCGCCUCGACAGGAAGAAGGUUAAGAACAUCGGCAAGGGGAAGGACGGGAAGGAGAAGGCGGACGAGGCUAGUGAGGUUGAAGUACGCAAACAUACAUAUCAAACUAUCGGGGAAGUCCCUGUGUCUGAGUUGGAUAUAUUCAGAGUGGAACGGCUGUGGAAGCACAAGGACACACAGGAGAGAUACGUGUACGGUCAUCACUACCUCCGACCUCAUGAGACUUUCCACGAACCUACCAGGAAAUUCUUCCACAACGAAGUAAUGCGUGUCCCGCUUUACGAAGCCGUGCCUAUCGAGCUCGUGAUGUCUCAGUGUUGGGUGAUGGACCUCAACACGUACUGCAAGGGUCGGCCAGUGGGUGCUCGCGAACAGCACGUGUAUAUCUGUGAGCUACGCGUGGAUCGCUCAGCUCGUCUGUUCACACGAGUCUCUCGGCCGAAGUACCCGCUAUGUACUAGGACUUACGCCUUCGAUCACUUCCCUACAAGACUGAAACUCACAAGGACAUAUGCGCCUCACGAGGUGUUGCCCGAAUAUCUGAAAGGUCGUGCUGCUAAGAAUGCCGUUACAAACGAUAAAGUUAAAAGUAAUCAGAAACAAAAAAGAAAUCAUCUUCGGCCGUCGCCGCGUCUACGACGUCGGCUAAGGCGCUGUCGAAGUCGGAGCGUCGAGAGCAGCAGAAGGAUCGUGUGAACAACAUCGCCCGCGAGCUUCUAUCGCGCGGCGGGCAGAGGGGGGCGGUGGACGCCUCGUACCUGCUAGCGCCGCGACCCGCCAGGCAACAUAGACGCCGGCCGAGGACCUCCUGACCUACGUGCACAACCUGCCCCACCGACAAAUGAUCGUGGGGCAGAACACUACACAAGCCUACUAGGAUUGUAUCUGACAUACAACAUAGAUCGUGAAGACUCAGUUGAUAGCUGAUGCGGUGCAAGUGAAUUUCAUCUCUCUAUAAUAUGAACUGAAAGUGAAUGUUAGUAGUGUUAAAGUGAAUUAAUGUGAAGUGAAGAUUUGUAAUACGGUAAGACUGUUUAUUUAUAGCUGGGUACUGAGGAGGCGUAGUGGCUGGAUGUGUACAGCAUAUAAUGCAUGCACGCGGUCACUGUAGCUUGUAAUAUAACAUGAUUGUAAUCGUAACAUCCAUAAUUAUUUAUACAAUGUAUAUCAUCAUUUGUUUAUCCUUAAAAGAAAAUUAUAAUGCCAGGGUAUGAAUAGGUUUAUUCAGGGAAAGUAGGUAAGGAAGAUUGGCCAGAUAUGGCUGGUCGCUGGUGUGGUAGGAAGCGCUGUAGGAUACCGAGUUGAACAUUCCACCAUUCUUAAGGUGUGAGACAAUAAUGGCAACUGGCAAAUGUAUUAUAAACACUGGUUGAAUCGAAUCUCUUAAAUUUUCUUUAUCUUUUAAUGUAACAAAUUUUCUUUCUCUAUCUAAACAUUUAUUAGGUAGAAAUGUACAUUGUAUUGUGUUAGUAUUAAGUGGUAUUUUUAUUUAUUAAUUUUUAUAUAUAUAUAUAUAUAAUUACAUGUUUUGUGUAUCAUUUGAUAAUAGUUGAUUUGUAAUAGAAUUACAGAUGUAAUCUCAAUCAUGUGUAAAUUAUUGAUAAGUAUAUUUGUGUGCUCUUUCUUAACACAUUAAAAUUAAUUUUUUAUUUAUAAAUAUAUUUUUUAUAUAGGAUAAUAUUGUUAUUUUAAUAGCAUUUAUAUUAAAUACAUUUACUGAUAAACGAGCAUGGUGCGAACUCAUGUUGACCAUUGAAAGUUUUUAUGAAGGUUAGGGUACAGUGGAGUCGUUUGGAGGUUGUUAUAAUGUUAGUAUUAAUUAUUUUAGUAUGUCAUAUAGUUUUUUAAUGUUUCCCAUCUGGUCAUAUAUAUUAUUUACUGCUCAUAUCCCAAGUACUUUGGCCUUGUAACGCUAAAAAAUCUCUCUAUUAUUUUAAGUUGUAUAUAACCCAGUGUGAGGUGGUCGGUUUUAAUUCAAGAUGAUAAUAUAUUGUUUGCCCCUGUUAGGUCGUUAAUUAUCUGUGACGUGUAUGUUUAUUGACGGGGCCUGUUUUGUGAUUUGAUGAACAAAUUGUUUUUGUUUCUAAUUUAUUUGUAAUAUAAAAUUAGUUUUAUAUAUUUAAGUGUUUAAUGGACUCAUACAUGUGCUUUAUGUUUUACAAGAAAUCAUAGCAAUGCUUUAUAUUUAUAUUUGACAAGAAUUUCGGUCAUGUAUCCUGAUUGUAAUGAUAUCACAAGCUUUUUUUAUAUAUUUUUUUUUUAUUAUAUAAACAUUGCACAGAAAAAUUGAUCCCAAAAUCUAGUACAAAAUCCACCGAACUAUAAAUCUUUGUACUAAUUAUGUAAAAAUCUAGUACAUUGUUGUGUUAACGACAGCAUAAAUACAUUAUUAGUAAACACAGAUCAAUGCCGAGUUUUAGUGAAUUUAAAGUUUAAACUGUUGUUUAUUAUAAAGUAUUAUAGGUAUUGUAUAGAUAUGUUAUGCUUGCACCACGCACCGGACAGUAGAUAGUUUUAAUGAUGAAUAAAAAUAAUCACUUUAUAAAUAAAAUUCAUGUACUUAAAUAUAAAUGAAAUAGUUUUUCAAUAGUCAAUAAUGUAAUAGUUUUUAGGUAUUCCGUUUCUAUGAUCAUAAGGACAUUUUAAUGUAAUAUUUACAUUUGUUUGACUAUUUUUGGGAUCAAAAUUACAUAAUCUAUUGGGACAGUCAAAAUUUGAUAUCGGUCCGGUCAGCUUAUUGUUUAUAGUCAUAAAAGUUAUUUUAAUAGUUAGGAUCCAGACGGACACAUAUAUUUAUAAAAAUAACCAGCUUCUGCUUAUUUCAAACUGUCCGUUGUUCACCGACCGAUGUAUGAAAUGUUUUGAUCACAGCUUUACUAUUUAUGUGUAGGACUUUUGUUUUAAGAUGCCAUUUGUUGUAACUCAUGUUUUAAUAAUAAAUUAAAAAAGAAA
Molecule: messenger RNA, 12021 nt
Organism: Danaus plexippus (monarch butterfly)
Lineage: Eukaryota; Metazoa; Arthropoda; Insecta; Lepidoptera; Nymphalidae
Gene: ash1
Exons: 23
Coding region: 241-9765 (3174 amino acids)
Cellular component (GO): nucleus
Molecular function (GO): histone methyltransferase activity; chromatin binding; protein binding
Source: RefSeq, a predicted model, not a curated record